Molecule: messenger RNA, 2605 nt
Organism: Pundamilia nyererei
Lineage: Eukaryota; Metazoa; Chordata; Actinopteri; Cichliformes; Cichlidae
Gene: pnrc2
Product: proline-rich nuclear receptor coactivator 2
Exons: 3
Coding region: 456-926 (156 amino acids)
Source: RefSeq, a predicted model, not a curated record
GCUGUAGAGUCCAUUUUGUCGCAAUUCUGAGUCGGGAGAGAGAGAAGUGAGAUCUCUUCACCGGCCUUUAACACCAAAUAAGCUUCGAGAGUGACGGAUUUGUAGGAGAUAUAGUUUGCUGUGCUUCCUACAUAGUCCGUAGAGGGAGUUUAGAAGCUAACUGUAAAUUCUUUUCUGACGAAAGGCUUUAACAACCAAGCCUGAAGAAGUCGGGUCGGCGACUUCUUGGAGUAUCGUGCGCCGAGGUGAAUUGAUGUUCAGCUCGGCUUCACGAGAAAACAACGCUUAUUGGCACAUGAAAACCUCAGACCCUGCUGGACACAAAUGUGCAGCGAGAGGUAGACAGAAGACUACUUCGAGGACCUGGGGCCCGAUUGGAGGAGAAAGAUUGAAGAGAGACGUCUACUCGGUUAACUUUCUGACAACAAAGAGGUGACACGUAGAGCAAAAGCAGUAUGGGAGGUGGAGAGAGGUACAACAUUCCAGUUACCCACCCUGAGCGCCCUUUGGCCAAGAAGAACCACCAGCUUGGCCGGGCAAAGCAGCGAAGCCGUGACCAGAACGGAGCAGCUGCAUCCGUAGGGGGGGCAGGGGGCCUUCACCACCACGGCCACCGACGGAGCGAGAAAGGCGCUGCCUACCACAGGUCUCCAGAGACACGGCAGGCCGUGUCUGCAGAGAAGAAUGUUUCUGUCCGUUUUUCCACCAACUAUGAUCAGAACUGGGAGGGUGCAGUGUCUCAUCUCAACACACUCCUGGCAACCCAAGGCAGCCCAAGCUAUGCAGGGCCUAAAUUCAGUGAGCCACCUUCACCCAGUGUUUUGCCCAAACCCCCUAGUCACUGGGUGUCUUUCCCUAUCGGCUCCUGUGACAACAGGGAAGUUAUGACCUUCCAGCUCAAGAGCCUCCUGAAGGUGCAGGCCUGAUGGGGGUGAUACCAGUUCUUCAUUUAAAGAAAAAAAAUAAGCCAAUGCAUGGACCCACCCACCAGGAACGCCUCAGUUCUGUAGUAUUUUUUAGCUCUUUUCUUUUUCUCUCCUUUUUUUGGCUGACCUUCAAAGUUGGUGGAUGCUUGACAGGAGCAAUGUUUUGCAAUUCCUGUUUACCAUCCAUUUUAAAAAAACUGAUCAUUUAAAAUUUACAGAAUUGCAGCCUUGCUGGUCGGUGAUGCCUUUAGCGGAGUUUCUGUGACUAUGACAAACUGGAUAUUCUUUGUACUUAUGUUUUGUUUUGUUAUUUUUAAUCUUGGCUGCCAAGGCAGAUUGAGUGUGCUUUUUUCCCCAAACAAGGAUGGUAACAUUAGUCAGGUAAAUUCCCAUCACUUUUACGGUCCACUUCUUUGGACAGACAUGGUGUUUCAUUUAUGUUUCUAUGAAGAAUGAUCUUUGGAGUUAUCUCCUUAAGCUUUAGGUGCUAAAGCAGGUUCAUAUUUGUAGCAAUUUUAUUUCUUUUAAUCAAGGGCCCACUGUUGUUUAUAUAUCACAUUCAUUGUUUGGCUAAAGAAGGCACUCAACUGCAGUUCUGCAGGGAAAAAAAGAUAUUUUACAGGAGAUGAGCUGUAGUGUAACUACAGGUUAAUGGUAUAACCUCAAACGAAGGGUAGUAAGAGACCAUGGCACACUGGCUUUGGACCACCAACUCACGUACCCUUUUUUACUGCGCUGUGCGCACAUGCACUUGGAGUUGAGUGUGUCCAAGGUCUACAGCACUCUUAUCAUAGCAUUAUUUUGUAUAAGUGCUUUCUGUUGUGGUUGUUGAAAGAUGUAUAAUGUGCUGUGUAUAACCAAAGCAAUGUUUUGCUUUUCUUUUUUUGGACAUUUGGGCAGAAGGCAGUGUUGCCAUUUCCACUUGCCAACUCGAAGUGAAUGGUUUGAGGUCUCCUUGAUCACUUGUUCAUCUGUUCUGAUCAGUACCGUUACUGCUCCUCAGUCUCUGCCUCUUCAGGACAGUGCCUGCAGCUCCAACAUGCGGAAGGGGGCCUUGCUUAAAUGUGGGACUACUGAGUUUUGUUUUCUCAAAAAAAACCCACAUUGCCUGGCCCUGUUGGCUGUAUGCUUUUGUGCACAAGGCGAGACAGAGCUAAGGAAUGUUUCUGAAGAGGCCCAAGCGCCUCAAUGUGAGACAGGAGGCUGGUGUUUGUGUUUACAAAUUAAGUCUCAAUGGUUAACUACCCCAUAAUCAACAGACACUUGCUGCCUGUUGUCUCUUGCACUUCUGUCCCUUAACCUUCUGCACUGCAAUCAGACUGUUUUCUUUUUUUCACAAGUUACAGGCCAGGAUGCUGUUCAAUUAACGGAGGCGUAAUUGACUAUCUUCUAUGGAUUCUCUUUCAGUUCUCUGUUGAGGCUCUUUGCUUUCCCUUUGCAGAAUUGGAGCCAUUCAUGGCCAGCUUAAAGAUGACAAAACAAAGUAUGAAAGCUUGUGAGUUCAAGAGCCAUGUAAAUAAUGAACUGUAUAAAACACUUGUAGCAUAUGUACAUUUGCAGGCCAAGUUUGUGGCCUGUUUGACAAAAGUAUUUUUAGUAAUAACACUGAAUGUAUGAGACAUGCUAAGGUCAUGUCUUGACUUCAAUACUGAAGAAUAUUUUUGUUAAAAAAAAAAAAA